UUCACUCUUUCACACUCAAACAAUCUCAAGAUGACUUCUUCAGAACAUGCGUCAGCCCUAGUAAAAUGGGCAAAUUCUCACGGCGCAACGAUCAAUCCUUCAGUUGAAGUCACUCACUUGCCCGAGACAGGCUUAUCAUUCCGCGCAAAAGCCACUACAGCGCCCUUUGACACAAUCGUCAGCAUCCCCUCGUCUCUUACGCUUUCAUAUCUCAACACUCUUCCUGGUCGUGAUGACCCUAAACCUUUCCCCGCGGGGUUCUUGGCGCAAACACCACCGCAUGUCAUUGGCCGUUUUGUUCUCAUCAAGCACUUCCUUUUGAAGGGAGAGUCUUUCUGGGGGCCGUAUAUACAGGCUUUACCGCAGCCUGAUGACCAUGAUUCAUGGUCUCUUCCGCCAUUUUGGCCAGAUGAGGAUGCAGAGUUAUUUGAGGGAACCAAUAUCGAGGUUGGCGUUACGAGCAUAAGAGCCAAUGUAAAGAGAGAGUUCAAGACGGCGCAUGAUCUUUUGACUGCUGAAGCAUGGGAGCCUGAGCUUCUCAAACAGUUCACUUUGCCUUUGUACCAAUGGGCAUACAGUAUCUUCUCAAGCAGAAGCUUUCGGCCCAGUCUUGUUCUCGGGCCAGAGGAUCAGCAGCGUCUUCCUGAAGGUGUUAAGCUAGACGACUUUUCUGUUCUCAUGCCGCUGUUUGAUGUAGGAAACCACGAUAUGACUACCAAGGUGGAAUGGGAACGCAAUGAGAGGACCAAUGGCUGCAGUCUCAAGGUUGAAAAGGCGUAUCAGGCUGGGGAGCAGGUCUUCAACAACUACAGUAUGAAGACAAACGCUGAGCUACUACUUGGUUACGGUUUCAUGUUACCGGAGACGGAAGAGCUACAUAAUGACUACGUUCAUGUGCGGAAACGACAGCCUGCUCAGGGUGAGGCUACAGAGGAGUAUUACAUCUCUCUACAACCCAUCCGUCACGCAAGCUCCCUCCUCGCACGCUCAAAACAAACCGUCCAGCUCAACCACGGUACCCCUAUUCUGGGAGCCUUUCAACAUGUUCAGCACGAUAUGGUCUGGGACAUCUUCUGCACGCUCGCACCGCCCCAACAACGCUCGACACUUAUCAGCGAGGGCUCCGAGCAAGAGCAGCAGGAGAAGUUCUUCAGUGGUCAAGUCAGUGAAGACGGACGAAUAUUCCUUCAGCAAACGGCGGCCAUCAUCCAGCACAAGGUCAUGCAGGAGCUGGAGAGGUUGCUUGAGACGGACGUGGAGGUUGUGGGCGGAGGUGAUUUGACAAGGAAUCAGCAGUUGGCGUUGGAUUAUAGAGCGAGGUGUAGAAGAGUACUGGAGAAUACGCUUGAGGCUAUGAAUAUGGAGGAGUUGUUUGGGGAGGAUGAGGAAGGACAAGGAGAAGAAUAGAUCUAGAGCUGGAUGUUGCGAUACAGGGCUGAGGCUAAAGAGUCAAGACUUGAUAGAGGCUCUAAGAUAUAGAUCAGGAUGGGUAUGUGGUUACGAAAGGAAUAGACAAAUAAAAAAC
Fusarium redolens is the source of this 1525-nucleotide messenger RNA. RefSeq lists its product as uncharacterized. The record is from RefSeq and is a predicted model, not a curated record. Gene Ontology annotation, molecular function: protein-lysine N-methyltransferase activity. Gene Ontology annotation, biological process: peptidyl-lysine monomethylation. Gene Ontology annotation, cellular component: nucleus. The transcript has a single exon. Lineage: Eukaryota; Fungi; Ascomycota; Sordariomycetes; Hypocreales; Nectriaceae. Bases 31 to 1407 code for a protein of 458 amino acids.